AUGUCCACUUCCGACUGGUCUUCAAUAAACGGUGCCUCGGUACCAAAAGAAGACCCUUCAACAGAACCCUUCGCCAUAACCGCACCACCCAAGACAGACAUAUGGCGUCGCUCAGAAACGGACGAUGUCUUCAAUGCGCCCACCGUCUUCCAAGAGCUGCCAGCAUCACAGUUCAAAUCCAUCGCCGUCACCGUCUACGCUCCCUGGCACACUCAGUACGAUCAAGGAGGUCUGGUUAUAGCUUUCCCAUCUUCUGCAACACCUAGUCCCGAAAGGGAGACGAAGAAGGCCGAGAAUGAAAGUCCUGAGAAUCCUGUGAGACCGAGCAAAUGGAUCAAAGCGGGCAUUGAGUUCUUCGAGUUGAGUGCUGUGUUGGGAAUUGUUGGGACGGAUCGUUUCAGUGAUUGGAGUCUGGCGCCUAUGAGUCAGGAGUUUCACCAAAAGGCGAGAUUUAAGAUCGAGCGGAAGGAGAAGACUCUGUGGAUCUAUGCGGCGCAGGACGGGGUGGAGAAGAUGAAGCCGAUGCGGGAGAUCAAGUGGGCUUUCAUGGAAGGGCGAGACGAGGAAAAAUUGUGGGUCGGCGUAUAUGCUGCAAAGCCUACGCCCGAGGAUGGAGAGGAUGAUGAGAAAGGUCUUGAGGUGACCUUUUCUGAUUUGGUGAUCGAGAAGGAGGAGUAAGCAUGAUUCGCAUGAUGUAUCGGCGAGGCAUUGACGACUCACGACGUGCUUCGAACUGAAGUACAUCCAGAGGUGCAAGACUCUGAGGCCGGCCUGCAACGGCGUCGUACGGGGCCAAGCAAGAUGGUCGCCGUCAGCCUCUCUGCGAUAUAACAUUAGCUAGGCUGCCUCGAGCAGGCUCGAUUUAUUAGGCUCGUGUGAUCAAAGGUGUGCGGUCAUAGCACAGGCGUCCCACUUCUCUCCAAAUCGCUGGAAACUGUGCAGCUAGAUGCAGAUAGAAUUAGUAGCAACAAUGAUGAAAAUCCUCAGGCCUUAGCAGUGCAAAAGCCUGCUGCCAAG
Molecule: messenger RNA, 1017 nt
Organism: Sphaerulina musiva SO2202
Lineage: Eukaryota; Fungi; Ascomycota; Dothideomycetes; Mycosphaerellales; Mycosphaerellaceae
Exons: 2
Coding region: 1-678 (225 amino acids)
Source: RefSeq, a predicted model, not a curated record